GCGCCUAACAGCACACUGUAAAGGGAAACCGGGUGAUUAUAGCAGCUGCGUUCUUAACAAAAUGAUGAGAAUGUAAAAGAUAUUUUCUAUAAAUACUAUUUACCCGCUCCAAUGUUCUCAAAAUAAUGCCAUAGAAUUAUGGAGGAACUAUGUCGAGUUUGCCUUGGACUCUCCGAAAACAUGGUAAACAUUUUCGAAGGAUCAGGAAGUAUUGGGAUUUCCAUAGGACGCAUGAUAUCUGAAGUCACUGGUUAUGGGCUAGAAAAAGGAGACUCAUUUCCAGAUUUCAUUUGUCCGCCCUGCCUGGAAGAUGCCCAAAAUGCAUUCGAUAUUAUAAAAACCUACGAGCGCAGCUACAGGAUCUUUUGUGAAGCUAAGGAUGCGAUCCUGGAGGACGAUGUACCUGAGGAAGAAAGCCUGGAAUCAGACAGGGAUAGUGAUAGAUUGUUUAUUGCCGAGGAGGCACCCAAGGAUAAUGACCGAAUCAAGGAAGCGCCCUUAGAAAAAGGAAGUGAUCAAUCCAAUCAACAAAGAAAAAGUAAUAGAAUUGAAGAUGCCCACUCCAAUAAUAAUACUAACGAUGGUGUUCCCUCCAAGAUCAAGGGCCCUGUAAAAAAAGGAUCCAAAAAACGUGAUAAGAAAGUCAAUGAUACAUCGGGAGAUGAAAGUGAUCAAUCUGAUGAUCAGAUAAAUCACAAUGACACUGGAAAGAACGAUAGCGCUCGAUCAGAGAAGGGCAAUAAGUGUUCCUAUUGUCAAAGAAUAUUCGCGCAUCCAUCAUUGCUCAAGAGACACAUCCGCAUUCACACGGGGGAACGACCGUUCAAGUGUUCACACUGCACGAAGUCCUUUCGGCAGAAUGGUAAUCUUACGUUGCAUUUAAGGACUCAUACGGGGGAAAAACCCUUUAAGUGCACCACCUGCCUGUCAGCAUUUUCAAGUCAAAGUAGGCUCACAGAACACAAAAGAAUUCACACGGGGGAAAACCCCUUCAAGUGCACAAUCUGCAAGAAAGCUUUUUCGAAUGUAUCAAACCUCAACCAACACAAAAAAGUCCACUCGAAAGAACGACCCUUUCAGUGCGAGUCUUGUGAAAUGUCAUUUGUUGAUAUCGAACAUCUAAGGCGACAUACAAGAACCCAUACGGGAGAAAAACCCUACAAAUGUCCUCAUUGCCAGACGCAUUUUAGGAAUUCAGCAAACCUCAUUCGCCAUAGGAAGGUGCAUUUGAAAAAGCAACCUUAAACAUAUUUAUUUUCAAAAAGGCAUAUUAUUAUAAUUGCAUUUCCAACUGGUUUCUGUGUUGACUUAAAACCUGUUUUCGAUAUUACUAAGAUUAUAUUAAAACCUAAAAUUUCAAUUGU
This is a messenger RNA of Drosophila suzukii, 1364 nucleotides long. RefSeq names its product zinc finger protein Paris-like. Gene Ontology annotation, biological process: regulation of transcription by RNA polymerase II. The record is from RefSeq and is a predicted model, not a curated record. Gene Ontology annotation, molecular function: zinc ion binding; RNA polymerase II cis-regulatory region sequence-specific DNA binding; DNA-binding transcription factor activity. NCBI's taxonomy places the organism in Eukaryota, Metazoa, Arthropoda, Insecta, Diptera, Drosophilidae. Gene Ontology annotation, cellular component: nucleus.